This is a messenger RNA of Heterobasidion irregulare TC 32-1, 1749 nucleotides long. RefSeq lists its product as uncharacterized. Gene Ontology annotation, cellular component: cell tip; cell division site; nucleus. Gene Ontology annotation, molecular function: protein binding. The transcript is spliced from 10 exons. Bases 1 to 1749 code for a protein of 582 amino acids. Gene Ontology annotation, biological process: carbon catabolite repression of transcription. The record is from RefSeq and is a predicted model, not a curated record. Lineage: Eukaryota; Fungi; Basidiomycota; Agaricomycetes; Russulales; Bondarzewiaceae.
AUGGAGAACGAGUCCACGUUCGUCGCACCAGAGGGCGUCUACUCGCUCACAGAGGACCACAAGCCCGUCCCCGUCACCCACAACGCACCCGGCCCGCUCUUCCCCACCCGCCUCUCCGCCGCCCUCGUCCGCUUCCCCCCCGCCAAGCCCGCGCCCUCCCCCGGCCUCACCCAGCUCCUCGGCGGCAGCAAGGACUCCUGGAAGGACAGGGCCCCCCCGCACAGGGACGACGCCGCCAGCGUGUCCAGCAGCGACUCCCCGGACGACCCCACCUCCCCCGACCCCUCCAACGCUCAGGACAGCGUCCCCCCCACCCCCGUCCCAUCCCACGACCAGCACCAUGGCCUCUUCGCCCACCACCCCGCCCCCAAGAAAAAGUCCGCCUCCCGCCCGAAGCACAACAUGCGCACGACCUCCUCCACCUUCAUCACACGCCUCCACUCCCUCGAGGGCCUCUCCAGGGCCCUCCAGGCGAAGCAGGGCGACGUCACCUUUCUCUUCUACAACUCUGCAAAGAACUUUUACUGGUUAGAAACAGGCUUGAAGUCAAAGGACCCGUUGACGCGCAUAUCCUUCUCCGCCUACCCCACUUGCCACGACGUCAACCAAGCAACCGUCUCCCACGAGCACAUAGACGUCAUCAUCGGCUUCAACACCGGCGACCUCGUCUGGUUCGACCCCAUCGCCUCGCGCUACGGCCGCCUCAACAAACAGGGCCGAAUCUCCAAAUCCCCCUGCACCGCCGUCCGCUGGGUCCCCUCCUCCCCGAACCUCUUCCUCGUCUCCCACGCAGACGGCACCAUCAUCGUCUACGACAAAGACCGCGACGACGGCCUCUUCGCGCCCCAGCACCCCCACUCCGGCCUCCCGCAGCCGCCCUCCGCCCGCCCAGCCGCCGGCGCCGGUGAGUGGAACCCCCUCGACACGAUCUUCGUCACCAUGCCGCCCUGGCACCCCCGCGACAAGGCGGCGAAGAACCCCGUCAGCCACUGGAAGGUCGCCCACCGCAGCAUCGUAGAUUUCGUGUUUUCGCCCGAUGUUAAAUACGUCGCUGCCAUCUCGGAGGACGGGUGCCUACGGGUGAUCGAUACCCUGGCGGAGCAGCUCGUCGACUGCUACGCGGCGUACUUUGGCGCGCUCACCAGCGUCGCGUGGUCCCCCGACGGGCGGUUCAUCAUCACCGGCGGGCAGGACGACCUCGUGAACAUCUUCUCGCCGUGGGAGCAACGCGUCAUCGCGCGCUGCCAGGGCCACUCGUCCUUCGUCUCGGCCGUCGCGUUCGACGACGCGCGCUGCGACGGCAGGACGUACCGCUUCGGCAGCGUCGGCGAAGACAACAAGCUCAUCCUGUGGGACUUCUCCAGCGGCGUGCUCCACCGCCCGAAGCUGCAGCCAACGCAGCGCCUCUCGACCGCCUCGACGCUCUCGCUCGCCCUCCGCCGCCGCGACGCCGCCGCCACGGACCGCUCGACGCUCCACCUCCCCACCCCGCUCGCCGACGGCCCGCUCCCGCGCUACCACCCCGCGCCCUCGCGCAACGAGGUAGCAGUCGUGCAGCCCGUCCUGGUGAAGCAGCUCGAGGGCGACAUCCUCACCGCCGUCGCCUUCCUCCCCCGCGCGCUCCUCACCGCGUCCAAGGUCGGCCACGUCAAGCUCUGGAUCCGCCCGCUCGCCGUGCGCGCGCGCCGCCUCAAGCACGGGCACGCCGCGCACCGCGUCGCGUCGAUGACCCUCGACAGCGUCGGGUGA